AUCUCCUCAUUAAAAGUGUCUGUACGUCGUGACGAGCUUUGUGGAUUUACUAACUUUUGCAAGAGAACAGAUCGGCUUGGGUUUUGUACCGCACAAGGAUAAGCCUGCGCUCAUUUUUUCUGUGGAUCUUGCAUCUCCGUUUCCGCAACCGCUGUGGAUUAUAACUCGUACAACAUGACUUUGGAGGAGACGGUGUGUAGCAGCAGCACCGAGAAGAAGAUGGAGAGCGUGAAACAGGCUCUGGAGGAACUGCUGGUGGCGGCUCAGAGGCAGAGCUGUCUGACCGCGGGAGUCUUCGAAUCUGCCAAACUCAUGAAUGUUGACUCGGACAGCAUAGUCCUCUGCAUCCUAGCAACUGACGAGGAGGACGAGGAUGACAUCGCCUUACAGAUCCACUUCACCCUGAUCCAGGCCUUCUGUUGUGACAACGGUAUCAACAUUGUACGUGUGUCCGGCAUGCAGAGGUUGGCCGAGGUGCUGGGCGAAGCUGGCGUGGAAAACAACGCGAAUGAAGCUCGGGACUUGCAUUGCCUGCUGGUCACGAAUCCGCACACGAACGCUUGGAAAAACUCCGCCUUAGAAAAAGUGGGAAGCUACUGCGAAGAAAGCCGCAGCCGGAACCUGUGGGUGCCUUGUGUCUCACUUCAGGAGCGCUGAACGCCACCAAAUCUCCCUUCUGCGCCCAGAAAUGCUUGUGGAAGGGGAGUUGGUUAGCGAUGCAUGUUGAAAUCGGAGGAAGAAAAAAGAGGAGCUGGGAAAGCAUUUGCACAAAAGAACAGAGGAGGUUUUGCUUCUUUGGUUGUGCAACAUGAACACAGCGGCCGGACGUCCUGGCAGAGAGAGAGAGAGACGGAGAGAGGAACCAGGAUAAAGCUCUCGAGGUGCGGAGAGGAGGGCCUGUUCUCCACCCUCCCUCCCAAAACAUCAUCUUCAUCACCAUGCGUGCACAGAGGCAGGAUAGACUGGCAAGGGCCAGCUGUGGCUGUGGGGCCCAGCGGAAUAUUAUUACACAUAACUGGGAAUGUGUCAGUUUAAGUUUUUUUUUUAACUGCGGACUCGUAUGGGACGUCCCGUCAACAAUAAUCCCCGGGUCACGCAUGAACCUGACAGAAAGCUGCAAGAGCCGGAGGAGCACUUGAUUACACGUCAUUGUUUUUUUUUUUAAAAGUUGUGUAACAUGUCUUAUAUGUAUCCAAUAAAGUGCUAUUGUAUGGA
Messenger RNA from Polypterus senegalus (gray bichir), 1215 nucleotides. It is a transcript of the gene gadd45bb, whose product is annotated as growth arrest and DNA-damage-inducible, beta b. NCBI's taxonomy places the organism in Eukaryota, Metazoa, Chordata, Cladistia, Polypteriformes, Polypteridae. Bases 175 to 657 code for a protein of 160 amino acids. The record is from RefSeq and is a predicted model, not a curated record. The transcript has 4 exons. Gene Ontology annotation, cellular component: cytoplasm; nucleus. Gene Ontology annotation, biological process: regulation of cell cycle.